Sciurus carolinensis (gray squirrel) is the source of this 617-nucleotide messenger RNA. RefSeq names its product SEC61 translocon subunit beta (gene Sec61b). The transcript is spliced from 4 exons. Gene Ontology annotation, biological process: intracellular protein transport. Gene Ontology annotation, cellular component: Sec61 translocon complex. Lineage: Eukaryota; Metazoa; Chordata; Mammalia; Rodentia; Sciuridae. The record is from RefSeq and is a predicted model, not a curated record. Bases 135 to 425 code for a protein of 96 amino acids.
CAGCGUCCUUGGAGUCAGCGAGGACCCUGCCAGCAGGUUUGGGGGCGGGGCCUGGGCCGGUCUCUCAGUCCGUGGUCUCUCAACGAGUCCCGCAACUUUCCUGCCGUCUUCUCAGUUCCCUGUCUACCUUCAGCAUGCCGGGUCCGACCCCCAGUGGCACUAACGUGGGCUCCUCUGGGCGUUCUCCCAGCAAAGCGGUGGCGGCCCGGGCGGCGGGAUCCACUGUCCGGCAGAGGAAAAAUGCCAGCUGUGGAACAAGGAGUGCAGGUCGCACGACUUCAGCAGGCACUGGGGGAAUGUGGCGAUUCUACACAGAAGAUUCACCAGGGCUCAAAGUUGGCCCUGUUCCAGUAUUGGUUAUGAGUCUUCUGUUCAUCGCUUCUGUAUUUAUGUUGCACAUUUGGGGCAAGUACACUCGUUCAUAGAUUCAGCUCCAUCCAUCUGUCAUCUGAAGAAGAAGGAAAAAACCCAACAUAUCUUGGACCAAAAGUAUAGUGAUUUUUCUGUUCAUGAGAAAUAAAUUAUCUGUAAGCUUAUUGUUUUACAGGGAACUUAACAAGAAUUGAUACUGAGGAAUCAUUUUUUUUCUAUGACUAAUAAACUUUGUAAUUCAUUUA